UCUUCAUAAAGUCACAAAAUUGCAGUAGAAACUGUUGAUUAUCUUGUGCGUUUAUACGACGAAUUGCAGUCGCAACUUUUAUAAGUUAUUUUAUUUAAAAUAAACGUUUCUUAUUCAAUUAAAAAGUGGAUUUAAAUGAUACAAAAUCGUAAAAAAAUUGUAAAACUUUGGUAUUAGUUUUAUGAAAUUGUAAUUAAAAUCAACGGUUCUAAAAAUAUUACGAAGUUCGUUUUGCUUAUAGAUAUGAGUAUACUAUUUGCUUACUUAAAUACGAAAUGAGUGAAAUUUAAAAAUAUAAUAUGAAAUCUAGAAAUUAAACCUACUUACAUUUGCAUACAAAUUUAAAAAUAUGUAUGCACGCCAUGAAUCAACACUGCCAAUCAUAAGCGUGCAUUUAACAAUUUGAAAUUCAGAAAACUACGAUUGAACGCGUAUUAAACAUUUGAUUUUAAAAUAUUAUAAAAACCUAUGGUUAUUCACUGAGAAUGUGAUGUUGAAGACUUAAGUUUUGACAAAAUGGAUGAUUUUAACUUUCAAUCUUUUAUGAAAUCAGACAUGAUCUCUCCUUGUACGUCUGAUGACGUCGAGUAUAAUAACGGUCAAUUCAAAUCUGAUGAAUUGAUUUUUGGUUCGCAGCGUGUUAAUUUGAAUUCCAGCACACCCUAUUCAGAUGCGACCCAGACGAAGAAACAUUAUCCUGGUCAUAUAAAGAGACCAAUGAAUGCAUUUAUGGUAUGGAGCCAAAUGGAAAGAAGAAAAAUAUGUGAAAAGACACCUGAUCUACACAAUGCCGAAAUAUCAAAAGAACUUGGUAGACGUUGGCAACUAUUGGGCAAAGAAGAAAAACAGCCUUAUAUAAUUGAAGCGGAAAAUUUACGUAAACUACAUAUGAUAGAAUAUCCUGAUUAUAAAUAUAGACCACAGAAAAAACAGUCACGGUUUUUUACUUCAAGACAUAGUAAUGAAAAACCGUAUCGCGGAGCGAAGUGUCAAGAUAAUAUAAAGAAGACAACAAUGUCUCAUUCAUCUUUUCCUGAGCAAAAAAGUAAACAAAGAAUAGUUAACGGCUCUACAGAUGGAAUCCUACGACGUAAGCGAGGCUCGAAAAUAAAUAUUAGCAAGAUCCCCUCAGCUUAUUCCAAAAAAGUAAUUAAAACGAAAGAAACGUCUACUAUAUUUGACACUACAGAUAUAUGUCCAGAAGAAGAUCCCAUAAAUUGUUUGCCACGUAAUUCAAAUGAUAGUAACUUUUACAGUGAUACAAAUAUCUGUGAUAUUAACUCAGGGAUUGUCGAUAAUCUACGUAGCUUAGAUCCUAUUGAGCCGUCCGACUUUAAUCACUUAAAAACUGGACCAGAAUAUCCACUUGAAGAUGUUUUAAAAAUAAUAAACCCUGAGAACUUUUUGGAACAGCAAUUUGAAUUUCAUAAUCCCAGAACCGAGUUUUCUCAUGACAACACACUUAAUCAUGAACAAAUUAAUGUAAAUGACGUUUCUACGAUCUCAUGUUUCGAAAGCACUAAAGUAGAAAAAGAGGAUAACAUAGUAAAUGAUGCUAAUUUACAUCUUGCCAGUCAUCACUCUCACCAAAUGCAAUAUACCUAUGAGGCAAUGAAUCUUCCCGUUUUUAAUUCCUUGCUAUCUUCGCGAGAUGAAAAUAAUCAUUUAAAUAUUAUAAACUCUUCAACUGACGAUUCAAACUGUGACAUUAUAAAUCAAUCUUUAUAUUGUGCAGAUGAAUGCGGAUCUGAUAAUCAUGACACUUCCAUGCAACAGCAAACCGUAACAAUGAAUAUUGAAAUACAUAACAGUAAUCGUAUAUAUGGAAAAGUUGGAAAUAGUGGGUUUAUGGUUGGGGAAAGCGCAAUAGGGGAUACAAAUUUUGCAAAUAUGUCUCCACUUUCUAUUAAUAACUCUAAUCAUCAUAUUCAUUCGGGAAGUUUUAAUUCAACGAACUAUACAUUUUAUGAUACUAAUGGAGCUCUUCUUGCGUUUACCUAUGACGACUUACCACCGGAAUCUUCAGGCAGCCAUUUGGAGUUUAGCAAUAGAUAUGAGUUUUCUAGUCUUUAAAAUAGGACGAAUUCAUAAUAAUAUAGUGUCUUUAAAAAGUACAUAUGUAUAUACUACGUACAUUAAUAAAAUGCAAACAUUAUAAACUGACCUUUAAAUUCAUAAAAAAGUAGAUAUGUCAAACUCUUUAUAAAAAUUUAGAGUAAAUUUCUUUUUUUAAUAUUUCAAACUGGUUUUAUUUUUUAUAACCAUGGGUUUACACAUGUCACAUGAAAUUAUAUACAUUUUGUUAUUAUAUUUCUUUAAUAUUGAAAUUGAUUUACUGUAAUGUUGCUUCAAUACACACAAUUUUGUAUAUGUCUAAGUUCAGAAACCUCAAAUAAUCCCUUUAAAUAUUAUUAUAAGUAACAUUGUAAAAUAAUUAUAUACAUACAUACAUACAUAAAAAUGUUUGCACAUAUAUGUAUUAAAAAUUGCGAUAUAUAUUAAUAUUUUAUUAUACUACAAUACUACAUAAUUAUUGGAAUUUGUGAGAUGAAACUAUUUCAGGGGCAUAUGUGCUUUUCAAGCAUUUUAAGAUUGAAUUACAUUACUUUAGUGGUUUGUAAAAGUAAAAAAAAUACUAUUAUCUAGAAUACAAAAGAAAAAUAUUUUUUUAAUAUAAAUAUAUACAAAAAUAGAAAUUGCAUUUUCGAUAUUAAAUUAUCAAAAUUUAUUUCUUAGGUCUUUUCGAUAUACUAAAUCUAUCAGGCAUGUUCUACAAAUCGUUUUCGGGCAAUAUUUUCGCAUUUUCCGUUUUCAAAUCGUUUGAAAUAUUCUGUAAAUCGUUCUGUAUUUGUUUUUUUCGAACAUCAUCAAAUCGUUUUGUCGCCCUAUUCUGCAGAUCGGAAUCGUUACAAUUUUCCGAUUUCAUAUUCGGCAAGAGAGACGAUAGCGUUUUUGAAUCCAACAUAAUUUUUGUUUAAGAAACAUUUAUUUAAUUUAAAAACUAAAAAUAAUGUCAUUAUAUAAAACUAAGCAUAUAUUAAUAAAUAGUUAAACAUGUGUUGUCAAGA
This is a messenger RNA of Zeugodacus cucurbitae (melon fly), 3068 nucleotides long. RefSeq names its product putative transcription factor SOX-14 (gene Sox14). Gene Ontology annotation, biological process: anatomical structure morphogenesis; positive regulation of transcription by RNA polymerase II; cell differentiation. Lineage: Eukaryota; Metazoa; Arthropoda; Insecta; Diptera; Tephritidae. The record is from RefSeq and is a predicted model, not a curated record. The transcript is spliced from 3 exons. Bases 517 to 2073 code for a protein of 518 amino acids. Gene Ontology annotation, molecular function: DNA-binding transcription factor activity, RNA polymerase II-specific; RNA polymerase II cis-regulatory region sequence-specific DNA binding.